Messenger RNA from Cladophialophora immunda, 4634 nucleotides. RefSeq lists its product as uncharacterized. The record is from RefSeq and is a predicted model, not a curated record. Gene Ontology annotation, molecular function: nucleotidyltransferase activity. Lineage: Eukaryota; Fungi; Ascomycota; Eurotiomycetes; Chaetothyriales; Herpotrichiellaceae. Bases 564 to 3824 code for a protein of 1086 amino acids. The transcript is spliced from 2 exons. Gene Ontology annotation, biological process: RNA 3'-end processing.
CCCAAGUUUCUACAACUCCCCCCCCCCCCGUAUUCUCCUCGCCCGGAUCACGCAGAAUUCCCAGCAGCCUCCAGGCCAGAUUCAAAGACCUCCCUCUCUCGGAUUCCUCCUAAUUGCACCUUACACUACCGCUCUACGCCUUUCUCGACCUCGGGCUCGCCUCAAUUCGCCUGCAGAUCGGUCGACUGAACCCUUCUUCACCUCGCCGCCCUCGACGGGCUUACUCAGACAAUCCUCGACACAGACGAGGUCUUCUUGCCGUCACUGGGCAGUGUUGUCACCGGAAAAAAAAAAGGCAAAGUCGACCGUGUGUCGCGUCACACCCUUUGCUGAACUCAGAAUUGCUCGUUGCUCUGGAACGCCUGCACGCAGUACUUGGUCAAUCCGCACCCAAGCCGUGUCCGCAUCCGCCUCAAAAUCGCGACUGGGAGGUUGUUAUUUUGAACCUAUACUUUGUUAAAAAGAAGAGUCAGACCCUAUACACGACCUGAACCCGCGCGACCAGUCUCGUAGCAACUGUUCAACCGAGCCGCCUCGAGUCCAGUCUCCCUCGGGUCUGUCAUAUGACUUGCAGAGUACCGAAAGAUGAUGGGAACAGUAUAUCUACACCGAUGACCGCUCCAUCUGCUCAGGCUCCGCGGCCAAAUAUGGAAAUGGAGUCGAACACUAGUCCCUCACAGCCUGUACGGCGCUCACAUCACGUCUCCUCGAACUCCAAGUCUAUGCCCUCGACCCCCUUCCAGCGAAGCGAGGCCCGUUCACAUUCAAGAAUCUCUCCUUCCCCAGAACCUCCAGCCAAAACCAGUUCUCCUCGUUCGCUACCAUCCGACAAGAGCCAUACGCCACCUGCAGGCCGGAAGCAGUAUGGAGGCUGUAAAUAUGAGACUGGUAUGCAAAGAGCACGGCGGCGUGUUCCCUACUCAUUGGGGCCAGACCCAUUGGAAAAGGAUAAGUCCGAGUUGAAGACGAGAUUGACGCACGAGGAGAAUGAAACACUAACGCAGGACAUGCAAAAGCUCUAUGAAGAACUACAACCAACUACCGAGAGUGAAGACCGUCGGUUACGGUUCAUUGAGAAGCUCGACAAGAUACUUCGCGGAAGAUGGCCUACGUCGUCAAUCAAAGUCAAUGUUUUUGGCUCUACGGGAAAUAACCUAGGCACUUCGGAUUCCGACGUCGACAUCUGUAUUACCACCGAUUGCAAGGAGAUGGAGAGAGUUUGUAAUAUCGCAGACCUCCUGGCUAAACAUGGAAUGGAGAGAGUGGUAUGCGUCUCUUCCGCCAAGGUGCCAAUCGUCAAGGUUUGGGAUCCUGAAUUACACGUUGCUUGCGACAUCAACGUCAACAACCCGCUCGCUUUGGAGAAUACGGAACUGGUCCGCACAUAUGUCAGUAUUGACAGCCGAGUGAGGCCAUUGGCCAUGAUCAUCAAAUACUGGGCGAAGCGAAGGAUGUUGAACGAUGCCGCCCUUGGAGGCACGCUCAGCUCGUAUACGUGGAUAUGUCUGGCCUUGAAUUUUCUCCAAACAAGAGACCCUCCAAUCCUACCUACUUUACAACAACAGCCUAACUUGCAACCGAAAGAGGUGGCUGGAGUGAACGUUUCAUUCGAUCGCAAUGUGGACGGCCACAAAGAUUUCGGCCGCCGCAACAAGUCCUCCCUAGGAGAACUCUUGUUUCAUUUCUUCCGGUACUAUGGGCACGAGCUCGACUUUGAGCAAAGCGUGGUAUCGGUGCGGCUGGGUCGAGUGUUGUCCAAGGUUGAGAAGUCGUGGCACCUUCUCCAGGACAAUCGCCUUUGCGUCGAGGAGCCUUUCAACGUCUCCAGAAACUUGGCCAACACCGCGGACGAUACCUCAAUGCGAGGUAUCCACUUGGAGUUACGGCGGGCGUUCGAGUUGUUAGGAGAGGGUAAGCUGGCGCAGUGCUGCGAACAGUUUGUCCACCCUCCAGAUGAAAUCAAGCCCUCAGAACAUUUUGUACCGCCGUCAGCACGACCGGUGAUUCCCCAGCCUCCGACCCAGCCGUCAAGAGGGGGUCGGAAUGCGUCUCGAGGUGGCAGCAGGAAUCUUGGUCAGAUCAGUCGAAAUCCCCGACGGUCUUCGAAUCCCACCGCACGGAAUCCCAACUAUCUGCGCAACCCUCCGUUUCCGAUGACAACUCAUGAGUUGCAGCUUCAACAGCAGCACCAGCAACAUCUCCUUCACGACCAGCUGUUCCAGCAAUACCAGUACCUCCAGCUUCAAGAGCAGGAGCUGAGAAUGCAGCUCUAUCAACAGAAUCUUCGCCAGAGAGGGUUGUUGGCAGCGGCGGCUUAUAGUCAACCUGCAGGAUAUAGUCAGUUUCUCUCGCAAGACGACGGGCUUGAUCUCGGAUCCAAUCAACAAAUCAACGGCAUUGGUCGAGCUCCCCUAUCAGCACCAUUGUACCAGCACGCCUUUCCUCGAUCACCGUAUCUCUCUGCAAGUCAACCAACCCCGGGUGUAGCAACUAAUCCUCCGUCACCGAGACUUGCUUCCGGGGUCCCGGACACCCGGAGGUACUCGCGGCGAACGUCGGUGACACAUUCAUCUACAGGUGGUUCCUUGCGAGCUCAAUCCCAGCCUGCACGCGCGGUUCCAGUCAGUUCUCUGGGACAUUUGCAGCGACCUGAUAUUGCAGGCCUUCAAGAUGCUUCUAUCGGACGGAGGUCGUCCUCAUCCUCGACGUCUCAAGAACCGUACAUGGGCUACAUGGAGAAUGGUUAUGGUAUGAUUGGAUCAAUCUAUGAUCCAGUACGCAGGCCAGCCGAAUAUCUCGGAUAUUAUGUCGGUCAGUCGCCGUCAUUAUCUGCUUAUACUCAGAGCACUGCGAUCUCUCCCAUUCCCUCGCACGUUGGCCUCGCUAUCCAGAAUGGAGGCCUGUCUCCUCGACUUACUCCAGCAUCGACUCGGCCCUCUGGGACGAUGCACACACCACCGCUCCAAACGAUCUCUACUGCCUCGGUCGAAGCGCAAGCCGAACCAGAGCAGGAGUCGAGGAACGGUGAAGGUAGCAAUGUUGGGUCCAACCCAUCGAAGUCCACAGCGGGCCCGCUAAUAGUGGAUGGCUCGAUCAAUUCACCGCUGCGACGGCGCACGACCCACUCCUUCAACGAGCCUGAGGACCAUAUCAGUUUCAGCGCAUCCACGUCGGAGGACCUAGCCUUUGACACCCCAUCAAGCUCAGACGAACAAUCCCAAGACGCUUUCGAGUGCAACGCACAUGGGAAGAUAUCGCCAAUCAGUCCCAGUGGGCCUCGAAACCAAAUCCAGCAUCCAAACGGUGCUGCCUCAGAUUUUGCAAAUGGGUAUCUCCCCUUGAGAGCGAAGAGUCCGAAGGAGGGGAGCCAGGAUCAAGUGGUCAGGGCAGGGGAAUCGGUGGGAAUGGGUGUCCUCACAUCGAUGAAGAAGAUGGGCGGCCCAGCUUGGUCUCUCGAUCGACAACUCUCUUCCGUGGAAGAAGUCCGCACGCCUUCUCCUAGAGUCGAAAAAUUCAACGGAGAGAGGGAGAGCAAGAGUCAUAUCGGCCCGGACGAACCCUCGUCCAAUGGUGAGACUUUGUUGAUCAACGGUGAGGAUCGUGAAUUUGCGAGGCCGCUUGCAACCAGGACCAACGGGACUGCAGGCUCUUCAAAACAAGGACCGAGUUCAGCACCGAAUGGCAGCGGACCGAGCGGCUGGCAAACACAAAAGAAGAAGAAGAAUAAAAGAAAGACGGUCAAAUCGGAAAACGAUGCACUGAUGUCGAAUCUUUCCGCAAGAGAAACACUCCCUGCCGACGAGUCCCUACGGAAAGGCGGCUAGGCGCUCCUUUGCAGAAUUUUCCCAUGACCUGCAGCUUAUUUGGCUUGUCCACCUUAUGAUGCUGCCGUUCUCUCAGCUCGAUCACUAGGUUCAGACCCCAUCUGCUAAACCGCAUUCUGGAUCGGGUCGAUGGGAUCGACAAAGGGCAGCAUUUUAUGAUAUCAACAGCACACAUCUAGUCGUUCUAUGGAUUUUGGGUUAUGCAUGGACAAAAUUUGUUGGCGUUUGUCGAUCUAGCAGGGAGCAGGAUCCCUGGACGGGAUGCCACACAUGAGGAUGGCAGCGGCGUUUCUUCUGCACCAAGGGACGUUUUCACAUACCCCCGAACGUUGUGGGAUGCAUUCACAUAUACGGCUGGAUUGAAGGCUGGAUCUUUGAUGGCUCGAGCGAUCCAGGAAAAGUGACGCCGCUUCGACAAACGGGCGGAUCUCACGGCCUCGCGACAAAGCUUGAUUGAUGUUUUUAUUUUGCAAAAGGCGGAAGCCGGACGAUCAUGAGAUUGGGCAAUAGAAAUGCACCCAUUGCAACCCGAGCCAGCCAUCGGGCCUCUGUUUUUCUUUUUUUCCUUUUUUGAUUGUCGAAAGUUGUGGGAGACUAGAGCAAGGGAGGUUCACAAAAGCGUCAAAUUUCGCAAAGGCUUCAGCACGACGCUGAAGCGGCACAGAUCAACUACGGGGGAAAAGGCCGAGGCUGAGAAGAAAUGAGAGAUUGUAAGAUGUCUCGCGAGGAUCGCGAGGAGAGAGCGGGGACAGUAGAUGAGCAGAUUAGAGAGAAUGAAUGAAAGGAACGCAACCAUUGUUAAAUCAAAGG